AUAUCUAGAUCGGUUUGGAUGGCAGUCAGUAUUUUCAUUAUCGGCCGUCAGUGCAAUUCACGGUCAAUCCGUCACUCAUUAAGCUCAGAGCACGCGGGUUGUUAACCAGUGUUGGGGUUUUUCGAGUUACAGGCCUAUAAGGGAUUAGCUAUGGAUUCCAUUAGAUGUCUGCUGGCGACAUGGCUGUUAUGCCAAUGCGUCUCGGCGGGUUCAUGGAGCCACCUGCCAGCCAUCCCCACGGAACCGGGCCGCCGCGCCCAGUACUCACUGCUGCUGCGACAUGGCGGCUACAAGUACGGCGUGGACACGGGCGCAGGCGCCUGGGCGCGGCAGACGGGAGAUGCGGCCAACCGCGUCACGGGCGCAUACCAGUGGCGUGCGCCCGACGGAUCCACGCACGGACUCCAGUACACGGCUGACGAGAAUGGAUUCGUGCCUCAGCCGUUGCCUCCAUCUAACGCCCCCUCAGUGGACACUUCAUCGUCAACUGGCACUCUCAACACAGUUGACACCAGCAAGUCAACAAUUGUCCAGAGUUCAGUUGGCACUUCGUCAACAGGCACAUCAGGCAUCUCAGUUGACACCAGCUCGUCAGCUUUUGCCACAAAAGGCGGCAGCCGAGUGACCGCUGAGAGCUUUACCCACAACCAUCAGACCAGUGACGCCCACUCCAAUGUGAAUGUGAUCGGCUCCCAUCAAUUGCACAAUGUGCAUUAUUCGACUGGCGCCGGCACUGGGUAUUAUGGCGCUCACAUUCCUGCACAGCCUGUAUAUCACCAACCCAUUGUUCCUGUACUGGUUCACACGCACCGAUUGGUUCCUGUAGUGCCUGUAUUUCCCGUUUCUGGACAUCCUCCGGUAGUGACACCUUCAUAUGGAGGCGACGACCAUUCAUCAGGAGAAGAGAAUGGAGACCCAACAUACAUGUUCAGCUACAACACAGACACCCACAGUCGCGAUGAGAGCUCCGACGCCCAGGGAAAUGUCAAAGGUGUGUUUUCCUUUGUAGAUGCCAACGGCGUCAGGCAAACAGUCGAGUAUGAAGCUACCAACGAGUCCGGAUUUGUGGUGAAGAAAGUGACAUCUGACACAGCCACAACAUCAACUGGUAACGACGACACGCAGCAGACUCUGAUUCCUGUGGUUCCAGUUCAACCACCAAGACAGGAACCGAUUCCACCACAGGAGCCCAUUCCACCUCAAGAACCAAACCAGGAGCAUUUGCCAGUGAAUGGUCUGGAUGAAGCCGAUGACAACUCAGAUGCAUCGUACUCCUUCAGUUACAACGCUGGAGAUCACUCACGAGAAGAGACAUCUGAUUCCAAAGGAAGCAUCACAGGCAGCUACACUUUUGUAUCCAAGGAUGAUGGUGCUACAAGAAGGGUAGAUUACACAGCAGGAGCAAACCAAGGUUUCAUUGCUAAGGGUAGUCAUCUUCCAGUUGCCAAUAAUGACAUCACAAUUUCCAAUUCCUUAUGGCAAGGUGUAGCACAACCACAGCCUCUACCUGUCCCACUACCUCUGCAGAAUCAAGGCAAGGCUCAAAUCAGGCCUGAUGGAUCCUAUACGUUCAGCUAUGCAACAAAUGACCAUUCCAGAAGUGAAACAUCUGAUGCAAGUGGAAACGUUCAAGGCUUCUAUACUGUGGGCUCAGCCAAUGUUGGAAACGUGAGGAGAAUCGACUAUACAGCAGGAGCUGCUACAGGAUUUGUGGCAAUUGGGGAUGGGGUACCACCUAAUGUACCAGUUCCAGCUCCAAAUGCAGUACCAGUACCAGUGCAACCCUUACCACAAUUCCUAAAAACAACAAGUGAAGGUUCCAGUUCUGAAACUCAUGGAGCACUGGACGGUUCCUACGCUUUUGGGUUCCAGGCUGUUGAUCACUCCAGAGAAGAAGCAGCUGAUUCACAGAACACCGUGAAAGGCAGCUACACAUUCAUCACCAAGGAUGACAACAUCAAUCGCAGAGUCGAUUACAUUGCUGGUGCCAAAACCGGUUUCAUUGCCAAACUGUCACAACUCAAUGGUCAACCUCUGCCCAAGGUAUCCUCUGAAACAAACAUUGAAAAUUCCCGACUACCACCUAGCAUCCUAUCACAGACUAACAGUGAAAGUUCUAAUGAACCAGCUGUGAUCACGUCACAACUGAGUGAUGAGAGUUCGGGACAACCGGAUGACAUCAAGAUACCUGCACAAGUCACAUCAGACCUGGACACAUCAUCUCAGUUCGGUACAACUACUCCCAAACCUCUUCCCAUUAUCAAAAGUGCAGUGCACACAAGCCAUGUUGGAACGCCAGUUCAACCCAAUCUUGUCCUCUACACAUACCUGCCUCCCAACAGCGAAAAGUUUGGUUACAUUUUGGACACAAUCCACUGAUCAAAUCAUACAAAUGGUGCAAUUACUUUUAGAAGUUGAAUGAGCUUUUAAAUAGUUAAUGUAAGAAAACAUGUUACUUAUAAGUGUAAGAGAAUAGGUUUAUUGAACUAUUUAGAAUAUAUCUAAGAUCAAUGAGCAAUUUUCUAUCUUCAAUUGAUUUUUAAAAGUAUACAAUUAUUUAUUACAUUUAGUGAUAGUUAUUUUGAUGCAUUAGUGAAAAUCAGUGAUAAAAUGAAUGAAAACAUUGAAUUUUUUAGAAAGAAAAAUAAAUGAACGCAGAUGUGCCUCCAUUUAGACUGUGAAAUUAUUACAAUAUUGGAUAUUCUAGGAGAUUUGGUGUAGCCCACUUAAAAGAGUAAUUUUUUAUUAGAUUUAGAACUAAGUGCUUUCAGUAUUUUUUUCAUGAAAUACUUCUGUUUAAAAUAAUUUUAAAUACAAAUGAAAUAUAUGUAAUGAAUUUUCAGACUUCCAAGUAGUAGUACAUAGACUUUAGAGAAUCAAAGAUCAACCAAUUUUCUCAAGACAUUGAUAUUUAUCAGUAUUUCAAACUAUAUUUAUUGUGAUAUUAACUGCCCAGUGUUAAUAAAGUGUUCAAUAAUGUGAUUUCAA
Nilaparvata lugens (brown planthopper) is the source of this 2988-nucleotide messenger RNA. RefSeq lists its product as uncharacterized. Gene Ontology annotation, molecular function: structural constituent of chitin-based larval cuticle. Gene Ontology annotation, cellular component: chitin-based extracellular matrix. Bases 151 to 2379 code for a protein of 742 amino acids. The transcript has 4 exons. The record is from RefSeq and is a predicted model, not a curated record. Lineage: Eukaryota; Metazoa; Arthropoda; Insecta; Hemiptera; Delphacidae.